Messenger RNA from Colletotrichum navitas, 1798 nucleotides. RefSeq lists its product as uncharacterized. Lineage: Eukaryota; Fungi; Ascomycota; Sordariomycetes; Glomerellales; Glomerellaceae. The transcript has a single exon. The record is from RefSeq and is a predicted model, not a curated record. Bases 51 to 1577 code for a protein of 508 amino acids.
CCUCAUCACACGCGUAAUCGUCGGAAUCUAGAAUCGCAAGCAUCGCACCGAUGCAGUCGGGAAGCAACGAGCCGGCCGCUCCGUCGGCCGCCGACAACUCCAACGACCACGACCUCGACGGCGAGCAGAUCACAUCGUCGAGGGCGAGCUUCGAGGACGCCCCGCAAGAACAGAGCAACUCCAACUCGGCCAAGAGUCACCCCUCGGAAGACAGAGCGCCGAGCGAGGAUGCCGGCAGCAGACCCGCCUCGCAGAAGGAGCCCAGCAGGAGACCGUCGGUAGAGGGCGAGGAAGGGAGCCGGGCCCCCGCCGUCGCGGCGGCGGCAGCGGCGGGAUCGCAGCCGGGAAGCAGGGCGCCGUCGCAAACGGGCGGCGGCGGCAGCAGGAGAGCGUCGCAGGAGCAGGAGGCGGCAGUCACGACCGGCGAGUCCGCGCCGGGAGGCCCGGUGGCGGACGCCCCCGCGGCGGCCUCGGUGGCGGCGGUCGCCAGGGAGCGGGCGCCCGGCGACGACAACCGCGACACGUUCCGCGACUCGACCAUCACGGCGGUCAGCGAGAGCACGGCGCUGAUGCUCGGGCGGGACGGCGCGCCCAAGACGACGUCGGCGGACCCGUCGGCGCCCGGGGUCCUCGCGGGCAUCGGCGAGGACGACGACGACGACGGCGACGAGCUGGAGCCGCUGACCAAGUACGUGGACUGGACCGAGCACAUCUCCAUCUCCAUCGGCCCGUUCGUCAUCCUCUUCUUCGACCUCGCGCUGCCCGUCUGCAUCUACUACAGCUGGCUGCGGGCGCGGCGCAACGAGCGGCGCGCGGCGUGCCAGGGCGCGUACGACGCCGGCGUCGAGUGCGGGCUGCCCCCCGUGCAGACGAUCGAGAGCAGGAUCCUCGGGUUCGCCAUCAUCGCCUUCGGCUUCGGCGAGGUGUACAUCCUCGUCGUGCGCGUGUACCGGCUCAUCGCGCGCUUCGAGGAGUGCGCGCCGCUGCUCUCCAAGCACUGGUGGGAGCUGGACGCCACGACCUGGGUGUACACCCUCGGCCUCAUCGCCGCGCUCGUGCCCUUCGUGUGCUCGACGACGGUGUACGAGCCCGACGUGGUGACGUGGCUGUACCUGUACUCGCCGGCCUUCAUGUUCAUGGUGCUGGACGUCAUCGCCUUCAUGACGCUGAUCCCGAUCCGCACCCCGUUCCGCAUCAACUCGGACCCCAAGGGCUCGCGGCUCAAGCCCAUCGUCUACUACGCGGCCGAGGACUUCUUCGCCGUCGACGGCGCGCAGAACCGCGAGUUCCGCCGCAAGUACGUGGCGCGGUACGAGAAGUCGAUGAUGUUCCGCAAGAUGAUCCUCGAGCUGACGCUGUUCUGGAUCGGCGGGUGCACCUGCUACAUCGGCUACGUGGCCGCCAUGAUCUGGAACCUCGAGUUCGAGCGCGCCUUCGGCUCGACGCUGGGCGUGCUGUUCGGGUGGAUCAUCAUCUGGGGCGUGAGCGCGAGGUUCUGGAUCGAAUACGCAAUCAAGCGCGAGCAGAAGUGGUGGAAAGAGACCAGGGCCGGAAGGGAGUCGGCCAAGCUCCAGUGAGCCCUAGUGUUUAAUCACAGCCCCUAUUGGGAGGGGAAGAAGAAGAAGAACCGGAGGAGAAGCUGGUGUUAAUAUCGGCAGCAGUCAGGAUCGUGUACUUAUUUAUGGCGGACGAUAAAUUGAGGUUCUGACGGGCAAGACGAGGCACGAGAAAAGGGGGCCUGGGAUACCCGGGGGAAAGGAAGAUACCGAGACGGAGGGCCUUUUGCGACUAAUAAUAC